Molecule: messenger RNA, 4420 nt
Organism: Leptopilina heterotoma
Lineage: Eukaryota; Metazoa; Arthropoda; Insecta; Hymenoptera; Figitidae
Exons: 3
Coding region: 577-1143 (188 amino acids)
Source: RefSeq, a predicted model, not a curated record
AUAUUGCAAAAUAUUUUGUCAUUUUUUCUACUUUUAUACACGUGGGACAAAAGUUGAUAAAAUAGAAAUAAUGUGUAUCAAAAUUAUUAAUUUUUCCACCACUAUUGAAUAUUUGGGAAAAGUAAACAAAAAUAAUAUCAACCGGCUAACUUAACCUCAAAAUAUGUUGAAAAUCCAACUUUAGGUUAUUUCGGUAUUUAUUUGUUAUUUACGAGAAUAUAUUUUAGUAGUAGUGAAUAACACGUGGUAGAUAAAAUAAAUCUUCGAAAUGAUUUAAUUUUUUUGGAGAAAAAAAAAAUGAUGAAAUUUAAGUGAUGUGAAUCGAGCAAUAUACAUACUUUGCACGUUUAUGUAUGUAUGUAUGUGUAUCAUGAUCAUCAUUUUGUCAACGCUCAGAAGUGGAAAAGACAGAGCUGAACGCAGAAGCAUUUACUGUUGAUCAUGACCAGUAAUGAUCGGGGGUUUAAGUCUUAUAUUUAUCGCAAUGUUGACUUUUGAUUAGUGAACAAUUGUAAGUUGUGGGUAAACGAUUGCGUUUGUUGAAAGUUCGUAUGGCUGGAGAGGCGUGGAGAAAAUAUGGCUACGGUUUUCGACAGCCCGUUUCUUUCAAACAGGUUACGCCAAAUAGAAGAGCGCUAUGAGGAACCGUCGACCUUCGGCGUUUGCGACUGCACAAGUUACAGUUAUUUAGCAUUGAGUGUGGUCUUGUUCACGGUCGGUACAGCGAUCACAAUUUUGGCACUUGGCGAUGUUGCCGAGGGACAUGUUUUUUCAAAUUUCGAUCACAUGUGGUUUGUCGGCCCAAUUUUUAUUUGUUCCGGGCUGAUGGUCGCCGUGAAAUGUAUGCUCUACCUCAGAAGGAAGUCUGUGAUACAAAUGAUUUUCCAUCAGAGACAACUUUUUCGUCACUUGCAAGAAUUGGCCGGUGCACAAGGGAUGAGUGGAUCCAGUUCAGGAACACCUGGCCCACCUUCGUAUGAUGUAAUAACACAAGGUCAAGGACCCAGUGAUCUUCCACCCCCUUCGUAUGCAGAAGCCAUUGCACUAUUGCAACAAGCCGGAGUUCAUGAUGCGAAACUUGAGAGUUGUGCAACUCUGUGCUGUGCAGAUGAAGUGGGUGAAACCACAAGAAUGAAGCCAUAAAAUAGUUACAAAGAAAAAAAGCUUCGUUUUUUUUCAAAAUUUGAGGAAUAUACCUAUCAUUUUAAUGAGACUGCAAUAUUGUCAAGUCAAGAUAUUAACACUAAAUAGUCUGCUCAUGGCUAUAAACGCAAAAGAAAAAAAAGGAGGAGUGUAAUAAUUAUAAAUGAUAAGGAAAAAAGCAACAAACAGUAUAGUUGAAUUUUUUUGUAAUUAUAGUUGUCUCAGUACAAAAAUAAUUGAACUACGAAUUAGCAAAUUUAAUCUUCAGAUUUUACUUAAAUAUUCAGAUAUAAGUACAAAGACAAAAUGGAUUGAAACAAUUCGUUAAGAGUUGUGGAUUAAAAUUCCUUUUUAUUGAUCGAAUAAGAAAUGGAAUUGCUUAAAACGGUUCUUCUUAAUCAAAAGAUCGUGCCCAUUGCUUUAUUAGCAUUUUAAAAACUAUAGUUGCAUUAUUCUAAUAUUCAUUGACUUCCAACAGACGUGUAAGUACUGAAUCAACUAUUAAAUGGGAAUAUAUAGAUUUUAUAUUAUUUUAUACUGUACACGUGAGAGAUGAGAUUGGUAAUACAAUUUUUAUUUUUAAUUGUAUAUUUCCGUUAAAAUGUGUAUUUUACUAACAUUACAAAAAAGCACAAUUCACUUUAAAAAACAAAGUAUGCAUAUAUUUUCUUCUACACAACUAUGUUACUUAAAAAUCAUUUAUCGAAAUGUUCAAUUCUCCGAAAGUGAUUAAUCGUUAAUGUUAAAUCACUAAAUUUAAUUACUUUUUCUUAAUUGAAUUUAAAUUAAUUAAAAUUAAUUUUUGAAAAAAAUUAAUUUUUAAAAAAAAAUACCACGUAAAACAAGAAAAAUGCCGAUAAACUAUUCAGAAUGAUUGUUAAUAAUUAUUUUCAAUGGAGUGUUGUAAAAAAGAACGUGUAUUUUUUAUUGUCGCAGAUUUAUAUUCACACACCGGAAAAAAAGUCAGGAAACCAAGCCUCUAAACAUUAAAGUAAUUAUGUCGUACCAAAUCGAAGUGGUGCUAAUUGUUAACGAAUGAGAACAAAUUUAUCGACUGUUUAUUUACUGGUUGUAUUAUAGCGAAUUCAUUCAUUCGAAAGAAAUGAAAACGAAAUAAAGGAAAAAUAGACGAAGGAAAAAAAAAUUAUUCGUAAGCGAGUAAAUAUUUAAUGGAACACUGAUGAAUUUAUCACAUUUUUUUUUCAUUCAGUUUCAUUAGAAAAUAGGAAUUGUCAAUUUAACCAUUAUGAACUUUGUUCUUUGCACCUUUUUAAAGUGUCUUUCAACGAAUUUAAUUUUUAUGUCAGCAUUUUUUUUUCGUUCACAAGAAAUUGUAAAUCGAAAUAUAAUUUCAUCAAUUUGAUUGGAUUAAUCUUUUUUUAUUCUUCGUCUCUUUUUUCAUAAGAAAUAAUCACAGUUCAAAUAUUUGAAAUAAUAUUUUUUGCGACGAAUUUUUAAUAGUAAAAAAAAUAUAUAAAGUUUCCGGAAAUGUUACAUUGUUCGAUAUUGAAGAAAAAAUAUAUAGAAUAUUAUUACCCAAAUGCUUUUUAUUUGGGAUUAAACUGUUACAAUGACUUAAAGGAAAAACAAACUGGCAUACUCUAUACAAAAUAAUAAUUAUAAUAAUAACAAUAAUCUAUUUUUCGUGAUUUUAGGAAUUUGAAUACUGUACGAAUUACUGAAUAAUACAUAUGUAAUCUUACUUAAUUACAAACAAAAAAACCACAUGUGACACGAUUUUGUCGAGAUCAAGAAAUAAAUUAUAAUUACUAUAUUUCAAGUAUUUAAAUUCUAUAAAAAAAAAAUUGAUGUAAAGAAAAAAUAUACAUGUAAAAGUGAAGAAAUAUUCUACGAUAUUAUUCGUUAUUUAUACAAAUUCAACGAGAAAUAUUUUCAUGUUUCAAUCUCCAUGGAUUUGAAAUAAUGUUAUCAAACACCAAGUGAUGUUCUAGUGCUAAAUAUCAUACAUUAUGAACUUUUAUAUCUUUUUAUUGAAAUGUUGAACUACGAAACAGUGUCACAUGUCGUCAUUAUUGUCAAUCGACAAAAGUAAUAUUAUAGUUGUUAAGACUGUAUAUAUAUAUAUUAUAUAAUUCCAAAUGCGUGAUGUUGAUGAUGAAAUCAAUGAGAAUUUUCCGAACAUUUUCUCAAAAAAAAAAAAAAAAAAAAAAAAAAACCAAUAGUCUUUUAAGCAAAAAAAUAAAUGAAAAAAAAACGUAUUUUUGUAUAAAAUAAUAUACAAUUAAGACUGCUGUUGCCUUAAAUAAGAAAUGCAGGUUUAAGACACAGAUCAUUGAGGGAAGAUAGCAAUACUUGUUUAUGCCUAUGCUUCUGAUAACAGUUCAGACAGUAUUAAAUCAAACAAAAAUUAUGUGUGUUACAUUCAUCGAGAAUCGCACAAACUCUUAUUGAUAAAAAAGAAAUAUUUUAAUUAGAAAGAGAAAUUAUUUCUUUCAGCUGAUGUUUUUAAUUAAUUGCUUGAAACACAACUUUCAUUUGAAACAUUUUAUUUCAAUUUAUAAGAAUUGAAUCAAAAUAUUCGUUUUUUACUUUUUUUACAUUUAAUUGAAUGUACUUCAUUGUUGAAAAUUCAUCUAUUUAUAGUUAAUAUAAUUAAUAAACAAUUAUACAAUUAAUACAAUUAAUUAUAAUUAAUAAAUUAUUAAUUAUAACAUAAUGAAAUGUUGAUUAUAAUUGAUAAACUAUCGUAUAAUUAAUAAUUUAAUUAAUUAUAAAUAGAUUGUAUAGCAAUUAAAUUCAUAUUUCUUAAACUACUACGCGUUAUGCAUUCUAGCAGAUUUAUUUUGUGCCAUUAUAGAUUGUAACGUAAGGAAAAAGAAACUUUUGUCUUUGUAAAAUUUUUGCCUGAAAAAAAGAAGAGAUUACGCUAUUCUCGACGGAGUUGUAAACGUGCAGAUAACGUACAAGUGAAAUAUAAAUGUUAGAUUAUUAUCUUUUUUUUUUGUAUCAGGCAAUUGUAAUUUUUUUUUUUUUUUUGUUUUUUUUUUCGAAAUCAAAUUUAUUCGAUGUUUUUUCUACUUUUAAAAGAAGUGUCGAAGUGAUUACAAAUUUACUGUGUAAAUAAUUGUGAUAACACAAUUUAAAAAGAAAAUUAUAUGUCAUUAUAUUUCGCGUUGCGAUGCCAAAAUGGGGCAUAGUUCUUUUUUUUUUGCAAAACUACGGAACGAAUCUUUCCGUGAAAUCUAAUUUUUAUCGCUAUUUAAUGUGAUGUUUUUGUAUAUAUAUAUUAUAAUAAAAUAUGUAUAGUUUAAAAAAA